Messenger RNA from Adelges cooleyi (spruce gall adelgid), 555 nucleotides. RefSeq lists its product as uncharacterized. Bases 16 to 555 code for a protein of 179 amino acids. NCBI's taxonomy places the organism in Eukaryota, Metazoa, Arthropoda, Insecta, Hemiptera, Adelgidae. The record is from RefSeq and is a predicted model, not a curated record. The transcript is spliced from 4 exons.
GUAUAUAACUUUACUAUGUCCAAACAUGAUCUGACCGAUUUCCAACGUUUAGGUGUAGUCAAUUUUUACCUUCCCAUUUCCAAAAAUUCCUACAAUAACUACUUUUUCCUUAAUUAUGCCGUGGAAUCCAUGUUUGUCAUGACGAUUGCCGUAUUUUUGCUUAGUUUUGAUAUAUUUUAUUUCACAAUUUGCACGGCAAUAGCUGCUCAAUACGAAACUAUAAUAUCGGGAUUAAAGAAAUUUGGUCACAACAGAAUCAAUAAAACUGAUGGAACUCAAAUGUAUGAAGAAUUGAAAAUCAUAAUAUCCGAUUAUCAAAAUCGAGAUGGUGUGAACUUUGGGUUGUAUAGUUGCGAUUGGACGGCAAUGGAUAUACGUUUUAAAAAGUUGUUAAUUUUAGCAAUGGCAAUGAAUAAUGCGAAUCAGUUGAAAAUUAAAGCUACGCCGAACCGAGCCAUCGACUUGCAGUUGUUUUUAGGUGUUAUACGCACAUCAUACACUAUUGUAUCGUUUAUGGUUAACGUCGAGUUGUCAAGUUCGGAUAAUGUUAAUUAA